Hymenoscyphus albidus is the source of this 1324-nucleotide messenger RNA. The record is from the annotation of a GenBank genome assembly. NCBI's taxonomy places the organism in Eukaryota, Fungi, Ascomycota, Leotiomycetes, Helotiales, Helotiaceae.
AUGGGGUUCGCUCUCCCUUGUUUCCCGUAUCCUUCAGCCAAACCCCACGAGGGGUAUUGGGCUCCGGUCACUUCGACUUUGAAUUGGUGUGAAGGCAAGUCGCAUAGUGGGGGUUUUGGCAGAUUCAACUCUCUAAUAUCUUCCUAGAGGAUUACUAUGCCACGGUAUACUCUGCCGAAAUAGUCAACACUCUCACGAAUCUCCUCUUUAUUGGCCUGGGCAUCAAGGGCAUUCGAAAUUGCCUUCAAUAUGAACAUGACAGCGUUUUUCUGGUGGCAUUCGUUGGCUGUAAGGAUAUCGCAAUCCGAUCGAUAUUAUAAAAACCGAUGCUGAGAGAUUUCAGAUUUGCUUGUCGGGAGUGGUAGUUUUGCUUUCCAUAGCACCUUAAAAUGUGGGUUCAUGGUUCUUUCGCCAACCAACAACUUGAUCACAUUGCUGACUUUAUAGACCCAAUGCAGCUCGUGGAUGAGCUCUCCAUGAUCUAUACUGCCUGCCUCAUGUGCUACGCAACCUUUUCCUUCUCUCGUUCCGUCAUCGUUCGUCGAGUUCUGGGAACAAGCUUGCUAUCGCUUGCCGUAUUUAUCACCGUGCGUUGCCACUCUAAAUAAGUCGAAGUUGUGAACGAUUCUCUAACUUGGUGUGGAAAUAGUUGUAUUAUCAUUACCUCCAAGAUCCGAUUUUCCACCAAAAUGCAUUUGCGCUCAUCACAGCAGUCGUGUUAUUCCGUUCCAUGUACGUUAUGGAAGUCAAUCUGCGGCCAUCCCUCCGAGCGAAACAUGCGACCGCUGUGAGGAAAACAGACCCCGGCAUGUCGAAAUCAGAGAGAUUGGCGAACGAAUACAGGGAUAGAGCAAUUCUUAAGGAAAUGUGGUUGAUGGUCGGUAUUGGACUUAGUAUAUUCUUAGGCGGAUUCGGACUGUGGGGGUUGGAUAUCAAGUACUGCUCCACGAUACGUGUUUGGAGACAUAAAAUUGGAUUGCCGUGGGGAAUUCUUUUAGAGGGACAUGGAUGGUGGUAAGCAUGAUUUUUGUUGGCUAUAUUAGUAUAACAAAUAUGCUAACAACAUGCAGGCAUUUAAUGACGGGUAUCGGAUCGUACUUUUACCUCGUCUGGGGCGUUUGGCUUCGUCAUUGCCUUAACGGCAGACAAGACGAGUUUAUGCUUAGCUGGCCUAGCUAUUUCUCGAUUCCAGAAGUCCUCCCACGCACAGAAUCCGCUAAAAUCAACGGCCAUGGCAAUGAAUGGUCGAAAUCCCAGAACGGUCAUGCGAACCAUGAAAGGAAGUCUGUGUAGUGGGAUGGAGCGUCAUGAGUUGAGUUUGAUU